AUGAAUAUGCACGCUCAGCCGACCGCACCGCCUGUCAACGGCGCGCCUCCAGCGCCAGUACACCCGCAACCCUCGACCUCGUCGUUGUCCGCGGGCGCUGGUAUCGCUCAGGAGUACGCUGCGCACUACGCAGACCUUGCGAACCACCUUCUUGCGGGCUACACUUCCUGCGACUUCAGCGAUGUGCAGCUUGUGGCGAGCUUGGCGGAUGGGCAGCAGCACACGCUCGCGCUGCAUAGCGUCGUCGUCUCGAGGUCUCCCUUGCUCCGACACCUUAUCCAAGCCGCUCUGGCGUCUUCACCUCGACCCACCAUCUUCGUGAACAUCCCCGACCCUGCCGUCAACGCCAAUACGCUCGGAUUGGUUCUCGCCUCCCUCUACUCGCCCACCGUUCUCUCCCAUCUCAACCCCGAGAUCGCUCCUUCCGUCCUUGCCGUUGCGACCUUCCUCUCCCUUACCCGCCUGGCCAACUUGGCGUACGAGAUGUGCGAGGCGGCCGUGCGGGAAGCCAAGACGCCGGAGGAGGUCAUGCGCUGGGUCGCGUACGUGGAGCGUGAGCGCGCAACGGAGGGCGCACCGGGUCCUGCAACGCCCAUCACGUUCGGCGGACCCGCGAUGAACGGCACCUCGAUCCCUCCCUCGCCCUCGCCCAGCACCAACAGCACUUCGCCACUCCUCCCUUCCUCCGUCAACGGCAGCGCUGCGCCCGUCCCCGCAUUGUACGAAUCCCGCCUCCGCGUCGUGCUUCUCGACCGCAUCACCCGCUUGCCAGCCGAGAUGGGCGCCUUCGCACCAGCGACCGAGGCACAGGCGCAACCGGCGCUCGUCAACGUGCUCAAGAGGUUGCCGUUUGAGAUGUUCAAAGCGGUUGUCGAGGACAAGAGGUUCGAGGCACCCGGUGACAUGGAGCGAUUCAACUUUGCCAAAAAGGUCGUCGCCGCUCGCAAGGCCCUCGUCCAGCAAUCUGCCUCUCCCUCGUCUCCUCCACCCGAGUUCGAGGAAGCUGUCGUCCUCCUCUUCGGCGGCGGUGCAGGCGGAAGUGCGGUCAACGUCUUGCGGAAACAGCGCAAGCCUACGCUGUGGAAGAUCUCGAAUGCGAUGUGA
This is a messenger RNA of Rhodotorula toruloides NP11, 1104 nucleotides long. RefSeq lists its product as uncharacterized. Lineage: Eukaryota; Fungi; Basidiomycota; Microbotryomycetes; Sporidiobolales; Sporidiobolaceae. Bases 1 to 1104 code for a protein of 367 amino acids. The record is from RefSeq and is a predicted model, not a curated record. The transcript has 4 exons.